Lotus japonicus is the source of this 1187-nucleotide messenger RNA. RefSeq lists its product as uncharacterized. The transcript has 3 exons. The coding region runs from base 482 to 892 and encodes 136 amino acids. The record is from RefSeq and is a predicted model, not a curated record. NCBI's taxonomy places the organism in Eukaryota, Viridiplantae, Streptophyta, Magnoliopsida, Fabales, Fabaceae.
CUAGCUAUCUUCCACUUUUCUAUAUUUGCAUCUCACUUCCGCUCCAAUUCACUUCUGUCUUUGGUUUGGUUGCUGCUCUCUCUAACCUAGUUCUCCAUGUUCCACUCAUCAAGUUUCAAUCUUUAAGUCAUAAAUGUCUUCAUUCACAUCACUUCUCUGAUCUGGCUCUUCAGUUUCCCAUACCCAGAUCAAAAUUUUGAUCAUUUUGUCUCCCCUGUUGUGCUUAAACUUCAUGCCAUUCACAUAAAAACCAGUACUUUCAUUUGGGUAUACACAGUUUCUGGAUUUUUGUGAAAUGGGUUGUGUUUGAUAUGCACAAAGUUGAUUCAGGAUACAAGGUAGUGAUUUUCUGAGGGAAAAUGGAGAUGACUUGGACCUUUGAUUGGUUUCUCUGAAUUUCAGAAUCCAAGGCUUUUGCAUCAAUAUUUCCUGUUGAGACUUGAGAUAUUUAGUACUUUUCUGUCAGCAAGCUUCUUGAGCUAUGGGUAGAGGGAGAGGAAAGGCAAAGAAGCAAUCUGUUAUUGCUGAGGUUCCUGGAAGUGGUGAAGAGGAAAAAGUCCCACCUUACAGAGGAAGAGGAAGACCGGUAAAGCCGCUGACAGAAGAAAUUGAAGAAGUAGAAGUAACUGAAAAGGUAGAGAAAGAUGAGGAGAAUGUACAAGGUAAUGUUUCCAGCAAUGAUUUGAAAACUCAAGUUAUCACAGUAAAUAAGAGAAAAAGGAAGAGGUCUGCACAAGUUAAAGAGAAGACAGAUCCAAUGAAAGAGGACAAUGGCGUCCGUGCGAAGUUAAGCGCUGAUGAAUCAGUUAAGUCCACUGGAUUCCGACAGAAUGGGAGCAGGCGUAAGAGCAAGCCUCGCCGCGCUGCUGAAGCUGGAGUAGAUUGCAAGUGAGCAAGUUUGUCAUGAUAGUUUUUAUGCUCUUGAGAUUGUUGGAACUUUGUCAUCACUACAGAGGGUUCGCUUGGUUAUAUAAGGCUUGUUAUGGUUGCUUAUUGUUAUUCCUUUUGAUUUUGUAACACUUUCAUAUGCUGUUUCUAUAAAAUGGCUUAUUUUAAUUUUGAGGAUUCAUAUAUACUAUGCUUUUAAAAUGUUCUAUAGAGAUACUUUCCCGAAAAGAAACUACGGAAUUUUGUAGAUAUUCUUUUGUCAUUCAUGAGUUGUUUAAGUUCAUUUCCCUUUUUUCUCA